Messenger RNA from Dissoconium aciculare CBS 342.82, 2004 nucleotides. RefSeq names its product alkaline phosphatase. The transcript is spliced from 3 exons. The record is from RefSeq and is a predicted model, not a curated record. Lineage: Eukaryota; Fungi; Ascomycota; Dothideomycetes; Mycosphaerellales; Dissoconiaceae. Bases 1 to 2004 code for a protein of 667 amino acids.
AUGCUCGCUUCGGCGUGGUACACGACCUUGGUCAGCAGCGUACUGCUGCGCGCUGCUGCGUUUGUCUUUCUGAGAUGGAUUCCAGGUCAUCAUUUCCCACCGAUCGUGGCGACCUUAUUCGCCGUGUACAUUCCGGCAUUCCUCUAUAGCUGGCUGAAUUCAUCUCCUUACAACGUCGUCGCCGAUCGCGUCGCUGUGAAAACUCGAGACGUGAAGAAAGAAGAUGCCGCUCCAGGUGUCGAUCCUCGCUAUGCGGAUCCCACCGUCGAUCCAGGUCAGGAACUGUUCGUCGAAGAAGAAAUUGUGCUCACGCGCAAAGACCCGCGACCGCUCACCACACUUCUGACUGGUCUGCCGAGCCCGUCGAGUCCGCUAUACAGUAUCGUCUCUUUCCUGGUAAACUUGGCGAUUGUAGCUAUGGUCAUGGAUCUCGUUUAUCGUGCACCAUUACUUCAUCCUGUCCAUGAUCUCUCUUUGGCACGAGUCGGCUACGUAUCCGACACGACCGCCAAUAUUCUGGUACGAGAGCCGGAUUCUACUCAAUUGCCCCUCUUCCUAUCCUAUCGAUGGAAUGAUUACGACAGAGUCAAGUCAAUUCGCAUGUCGGAGACCUCCUGGAAGGCUGGGGGACGGAUCGAUGCCCUCAGUAAUGCCACCGACUUUACCGGGACUUUCACUGUCACCGGUCUGUCCCCUGAUACACGCUACGAGUAUGUUGUAAGCAACAAUCGUACUGGGCAAUUCACCACAGCUCCCAAGGUCGGGGAGGUCUCGGCACACAGCUCCUAUGGCAACAUGUUCACAUUCGUUCACUCCUCCUGCGUCAAGCUCAACUUCCCAUAUUCGCCGUUUGCGCAUCCACUCUCGGCGCAAGGAUUCCGCCAUCUCAACUCUGCGUUGUCCAGUCUACGGGCCCAAUUCAUGAUUUUCCUCGGUGACUUCAUAUAUGCCGACGUACCUCACCAACAUGGAAAGUCUCUUGAAGAUUAUCGUCUGCAAUAUCGUCAAGUCUACGCUUCGCCGGACUGGGCUGCUGCCACCGAACACGUGCCUUCUUGGAUCCACGUCUACGACGACCACGAGAUUCAAAAUGACUGGAGUGCCAACACCACUGCCCCUUUCGAGUCUGCUUUCGAUGCCUACGAGCUGUACCACACCUCCGUGAACCCUCCUCCUGUUCGCCCGAAGACAAGCUACUUCAGCUUCACCCAAGGACCUGCGACUUUUUUCCUCCUCGACACACGCCGCUAUCGCUCCCCGAAUUCCGAGCCCGACACCACCGACCCUUCCACCGGUGUUCCUACGAAAUCCAUGCUCGGUGCUCAACAGCGCGCCGACUUCCUCGCCUGGCUCCGCCGCCCCGAGCCCGCCGGCGUGCGCUGGAAAAUCGUCGUCUCCAGCGUGCCCUUCACCAUGAACUGGCAGCUGACAGGCGACACCUGGGCGGGAUUCCUAGCCGAGCGACAGAUUCUGCUGGAAGCCAUGUGGGAUGUCGGGGCAAGGGAGGGAGCCAAUGCCAUGGGUGUCGUGAUCCUGUCGGGAGAUCGCCACGAAUUUGCCGCGACGGCAUUCCCUCCUCCCCCAGCACCACCACCAUCAUCGGACAAGACAAUCCUCGGCCUGAGGAUUCCCGCGCGGAAAUCCUGGCCGCAGUCCGCCACCGUUCACGAAUUCUCCGCCUCGCCGUUGAAUAUGUUUUACCUGCCGGUACGCACGUAUCGGGAGUCGACUACAGCCAAGGCCUCGAGCAGUGAAGACGAUCAGGACCAGUACUACAUUUCUGACGUCUGCAUCAAGUAUAUCCCCGAUGGGAACUACAAAUUCGGUGCGGUGAGCAUUUCCAACGAGCGAAACGUCGGGGAACAGUCCGUGUUGAAGUAUCGGCUGUUCGUGGAUGGCAAGGAAACGUGGGGCUACCUGCUCACGGUCGGCGGGGUGAAUAGUGGCGCUGCUGGUGCUGGAGGACUGGGAUUGAGCAGAGUCAAAGAUGCGAUUUGGGGAUAA